CUGUAGUUUUGCUUCUGUUCUUUCUUGUGAAAAAUCAGUGAUGUCCCAUUUUUUGUAAAAUGGGUACAAUGAUCACUCAUAAAAAUCUCAAAUUCUUCAAUAAUCAAACCCUAAUUUCAAGAGCAAGAGCCCUAAUUCUCAAAUCAAAUUCAUUCACUACCAAUACAACACCAAUUCCUAACCAAAACGACAACACAGUAAAAGAAAUCACACAAUUACUUAAGCAAAAUAACUGGCAAUACCUAAUAGAAUCAUCACCACUGUUACCUAGUAAAAUUAACCCAGAUGUUGUUUUUUCUGUUCUUAAAGAUAACCGGGUCAAUCAUGACCCAAGACGCCUCUAUGGCUUCUUCAAUUGGGUCAAUUCAAGAACCGGGUUUUCUCAAAAUCUUUAUUCCUUUUCAAUUCUUGCUAUUAUUUUAUGCAAUUCCAAGCUUUUUGGUCCUGCUAGCAAUGUUUUGGAAUGCAUGGUUGGUACUCAUAAGCCUCAUUUGGAGAUUUUGGAGUCAGUUAUUAAGUGUUUUAAAGGGUUUAAUGAGAGUGAUAGUAGUAAUAGUGUAGUGGUUUUUGAAAUCUUGAUUGAUGGGUAUAGGAAGAAUGGAUUUUUAAAUGAGGCUGUUAGUGUUUAUUUAGGUGCUCAAAAACAUGGGUUUACUGUUGGUUUGUUUUGUUGUAAUUCUUUGCUUAAAGAUUUGUUAAAAGGUAAUAAAUUGGAGUUGUUUUGGGAAGUUUAUAAUGGUAUGUUGGAGGGGAAAUUAGUACUUGAUGUUUAUAGUUAUACUAAUUUGAUUAAUGCAUAUUGUAGAGUAGGGAGUGUUAAGGAGGGUAAAAGUGUGCUUUUUGAUAUGGAAAAGAAGGGUUGUAGUCCUAGUUUGGUUACUUAUAACGUAGUGAUUGCCGGGUUGUGUAGAGUUGGGUGUGUUGCUGAAGCUUUGGAGCUCAAGGAGUUGAUGGCUGAUAAGGGUUUGGUCCCAGAUAAUUAUACGUAUGCUACACUUGUUGAUGGGUUUUGUAAGCAGAAGAGAUCGAAAGAAGGGAAGUUGUUGUUGGAGGAAAUGUAUAGUAAGGGUUUGAAACCUAAUCUUAUUGCUUAUACGGCUUUGAUUAAUGGGCUUGUGAAACAAGGUGAUGUUGGAGAAGCUUUACAGGUCAAGGAGGAGAUGCUUGCUCAUGGAAUUCAAUCAAAUGUUUAUACGUAUAAUGCCCUUAUCCAUGGGAUGGGAAAGAUUGGUGAUAUGGAGAAGGCGGAAGCUCUUUUCAGUGAAAUGACCGCAAUUGGCAUAAAACCUGAUGUUCAGACAUAUAAUGGUUUGAUCGAAGGAUAUUGUAAGGUGAAAGAUAUGGUAAAGGCUUAUGAGUUACUAAUUGAGACAAAGAGAGAGAACUUGGCACCUAGUUUGUACACAUUUGGUGUGAUAAUGAAUGGUCUAUGCUACUGUGGAGACCUUACACGGGCAAAUGGAGUGUUUAUGGAAAUUAUUUCUAGGGGUAUGAAACCCAAUGUUGUAAUCUACUCAACUUUAAUAAAAGGUCACAUCAAGGAAGGUCGAGUUCAGGAUGCAAUGAAGAUUUUCGAAAAUAUGAAGGAGCAAGGGAUAGCACCUGAUGUCUUCUGCUAUAACACUGUUAUAAUUGGCCUCUGCCAGGCCGGAAAGAUGGAAGAAGGGAGAAGUUAUUUGGUUGAAAUGGCUACGAAGGGUGUAAAGCCAAAUGUUUAUACUUAUGGGGCUUUUAUUCAUGGAUAUUGCAAGGCUAAGGAAUUACAAGCAGCGGAGAGAUCCUUUACGGAGAUGCUAGAUUGCGGUAUAACACCUAAUGACGUUGUUUAUACGGCCUUGAUUGAUGGGCACUGCAAGGAGGGUAAUAUUUCUGAAGCCUUUGCAAAAUUUAGAUGCAUGCUUGAGCAAGGAGUUAUCCCGGAUGUGCAUACAUAUAGCAUCCUCAUCCAAGGUCUCUCGAAGAAUGGGAAACUUCAGGAAGCGAUAAAGCUGUCCUCUGAACUUCUCGACAAGGAUUUAGUUCCUGAUGUCUUUACUUUUACUUCUCUCAUCUCCGGCUUGUGUAAGGAAGGUGAUAUAGAUAAGGCCUUUGAACUUCAUGAUGAGAUGUAUAAAAAGGGAAUCUGUCCAAACAUUGUCACGUACAAUGCCCUGAUCAAUGGACUUUGCAAGUCGGGUGAAAUUGGGAAGGCCCAGGAAUUAUUUGAUGGAAUUCCUGAAAGGGGUUUAGAGCGUAACACUGUAACUUACACUACAAUGAUUGAUGGAUUUUGCAAAUCUGGAAAUCUAACUAAGGCAUUUCAGUUGCUGGACAAAAUGAAUUUAGAGGGGGUUCCGCUUGAUAGUUUCGUCUAUUGUGCCUUAAUUGAUGGAUGUUGCAAAGAAGGAAAUACAGCAAAGGCUCUAUCCUUAUUCUCGGAAAUGGUGGAUAAGGGUAUUGCUUCUACUUUUGCUUUCAAUGCUCUGAUUGAUGGCUUCUGCAAGUUGGGGAAGCUGGUUGAUGCUAACCAGCUGUUGAAUGACAUGGUUGAUAAGCAUAUUACACCAAAUCAUGUAACAUAUACAACACUGAUCGACUAUCAUUGCAAGGUAGGAGCUAUUAAAGAAGCAGAACAGCUCUUUUCAGAGAUGCAGAAAAAGAAUGUGAUGCCAAAUAUAUUAACUUACACAACACUUUUACAUGGUUAUAACCGUGUUGGUGAUAGAUCUAAGAUGUUUUCCCUUUUUGACGAGAUGAUCGCAAGUGGUAUCAAGCCUGACAAUGUGGCCUGGAGUUUGAUGGUUGAUGCUUACCUAGAAGAAGGUAACUGGAUUAAAGUUUUAAAGCUGGUUGAUGAGUUGUUAUUGAAGGGUGUGAAUGUAGGUAAACAUGUUUUCACUGUACUAAUUGAUGCCCUGUACUACCAUAAAAAUAUUUCAAAACUGUUGAGAUUAGUUGAUGAAGUUGAGGAGCAAGGAAUCACACUCAGUGUUGCUACUUGUCGAGUUCUAGUAUGUUGUUUCCACAGAGCAGGAAGAACAGAUGAAGCAUUGACAGUUCUUGAAAGCAUGGUUAGGCUGAGAUGGGUUCCCGACUCCAUCGCGUUAAAUGAUUUAAUCAACGAGGAUCAAAGUAUUACUAAUUCUUGAGAAUAAUUUCUUAAAUCAAGCAACACUGGAAGCCGCUCGUCUAGAGCCUGAUUACUGGAGUGCAGAAAUUGGAAAAUUAACAUGAUAUUUUGAAUCCAAUGAAAUUUAUCAGUGCUUACUGGGAACUUUGGUGUAGCUCUUACAUGAAGGCUUGAAACACUUGAUAGUUCUUUAAUCAAGGAGUUGGCACUGCAUAGGUGUUUAAGUUGCUGCUAUGUCACAGAACCUUGGUUCACCAGCUAUUGACUUACGAAAACUGGCCCAUCCUCGGCUAGUCUUUGUCAAGACAUUGUGAAUUACCAACUCCUGUUCUCCACAAAUUGUUGCCGAGCAUGCAACGCUCGACUGAAGAAGCUGGGUGGAAGCAAAAUACGCAGAACAAUCUUGAAGUGGGGGGUAUGAAAGCUAGUUCUCAUGGGAAUGCAUUUUUUCUUUAAAAGAAGAUAUGUGUGGCCAUGCAAACAUGUAACAGAAACCCAACCGAGCAAAGGCUAUAACGGCGAUCGCCGGUUAAAUCCAACCCAAAACUAAGCCACAGCAGAACUGAGGUGGAGGCAUGCAAACUUAAGAGGCAACGGGGUUAGGAUUCUGCAUUCAAUCAAGUGAUCUGAUUCAAUUGUAAUGUAGCAUGCAAACCAUAUGAUCCUUAUAUGGUACGAUGAUUUUUUUCAAAUAAAAUGCAGGGACAAAACAGUAAUUUUUUUGUAA
Messenger RNA from Mercurialis annua (annual mercury), 3836 nucleotides. RefSeq names its product pentatricopeptide repeat-containing protein At5g61990, mitochondrial. NCBI's taxonomy places the organism in Eukaryota, Viridiplantae, Streptophyta, Magnoliopsida, Malpighiales, Euphorbiaceae. The transcript is spliced from 3 exons. The coding region runs from base 60 to 3128 and encodes 1022 amino acids. Gene Ontology annotation, molecular function: protein binding. The record is from RefSeq and is a predicted model, not a curated record.